Molecule: messenger RNA, 204 nt
Organism: Leptosia nina
Lineage: Eukaryota; Metazoa; Arthropoda; Insecta; Lepidoptera; Pieridae
Source: the annotation of a GenBank genome assembly
AUGGAUGGCGAGAUGUUGUCUUCGGAGGCGCGAGAGGCGUGCCGGCGGCCGCGGCCGGUGGGCGGCUCGCAGACCACCGCUAUUCAAAUGCAAACGAACACAACAAUGGUAGGAGUUAGGACGCGUGAAGGACGUCGUAUAUCUAAUGGGACCGAUCCGGCGCACACGCGCUCGCUCCACAUGAAUAAUCAAUUAUUUAAAUGA